Messenger RNA from Serpula lacrymans var. lacrymans S7.9, 1389 nucleotides. RefSeq lists its product as uncharacterized. The record is from RefSeq and is a predicted model, not a curated record. NCBI's taxonomy places the organism in Eukaryota, Fungi, Basidiomycota, Agaricomycetes, Boletales, Serpulaceae. The transcript has 2 exons. Bases 1 to 1389 code for a protein of 462 amino acids.
AUGCCCAUUCCUGCGUCCAUUGCUGUCAAGCCUCGAAAGCAUGGAAAAUUGGUUCGUGCGACUUCUCGCAAGCUGAGACUUAACGACUCAAUGACUUUGCAGCCAUUGUCUUCCACUGGAUCAGUAUCAUUUGAACUUGCGUCACCUCCUGCCUACUCGUUCACAGAAGAUGAUAGGCUCCAUACCUUUCCCAGCGAAGACCCAGUGCAGGCGAUUCUACGGCAAGCUUGUGAGGGCCAGCAUAGAAGAUGUGACGAGCUCCUGCAGACGUCCUUGCUUAGGAAUGAUCAUGCCAUACGCGACAUCAUGCCUCAAAAACAUGGCUUUGUUCAUACAGUUUUGGAGGCGUAUAAUAACCAUCGAUCAUUAAUCAUCCGCCCAGACGAUGUCUGGCUAGCUAUACUGAUUCAAUUCAAACUUUUCGUGGAUGGAAACCCCGAACUUCUGCGUCGAUAUUUUGUUAACCAUGAAGGUCAGAAGUUCAUGGAAAUCAGCCCAGGUGAUCGGUACUCGAUGAACACUAUGGAAAUUUCGCGGCAAGUAUCAGUACUUAUGCUAGAGACUAUCGUCGACGUCGAUCUUCGAGAAUGGAUUCUGCCGCAAUUCUCAACCACCACGCUGGCCGAUACUACGACGUGUGCCAUCGUCAUGAUGGCAGCGAUGAAGGAGCGCUUUUCUCAUGAGUAUCACCUAUCAAGUGGGAUUCCUCGAGUAACGCUUGAUGGAGAGAAAAAGGACUGGGAAAAUAUUCUUAUUCGGAUAGAAAGGUUGAAGAGAUACGGGAUAAAAGCUAUUGCAUGGUAUCACCUCCUACGCCCCGUCAUUUCACGGAUUAUUGCCGCAUGCGACUCCCCCAACAGUGCUCAAAAUCUCGAAUUCUGGAAUAGGAUCGUACACUACGAAGCCAGAGGAAGCUCUUCGCCUCUGCUUACAGGGUGGAUUACGGCAUUUUGUGUAUUUAACGAGCAAGGAAUCUGGCAGGGAAACCCGUUGAACGAAAGUCGUGGGCAGAGCGAUGAGCGGAAGAAACUCCUACGCCCUGCUAAUCCAAUAUCGCUGACGCCCGUGCAAUUUACGUCUGUAUACACCUUCCCCGAGCGGAACCGCAAUCCAUACCUGACACUCGAUGGUUUCCCGUAUCCGAGGAUCGAUAGCGACAAUUUGCCGGCUGGUUAUGGUCACUUGGACAUCAAACUGAGCGACAAUGGCGAGUUGUUUGACACUGUACUGGUCGCAGGUUCUAUUGGAUCUCAGAUAUGCUCUCUUGAGAUAUCCGAGCUUUUUCGAAACGGGCUCAGGGAUACGAUUAGACCUGUCGCAGGCUGGUGGUUUUUUACCAAAAGGAGAGAAACAGGAGAUGACUGGUUUUCUGCACCCCCCUACUCCUAA